Molecule: messenger RNA, 336 nt
Organism: Symbiodinium sp. CCMP2592
Lineage: Eukaryota; Dinophyceae; Suessiales; Symbiodiniaceae
Source: the annotation of a GenBank genome assembly
AUGGGGCAAGCAUGCCAGCGCCGGUCUCGCGAAGAACUGCAGCCGAAGCAGUCGCCUAUGCCGGCACAGGCUGCCCCGGAGCUGGUGGUAAAGCAGCAUGACCCAAAGAGGUACAACAACGACUACUCGCGGUUUGCGAAUAUCGAAGACUCCGAAGAGGAGGAAGAGCCGCAGUCCACAGGCGUCAACACGGCUGAGGAACUGGCCCCGCCAGAGCCGCCGGAGAUGGGGAAGAUGAACCCGACGCAGGACUACCUUCCGUGUGCAGGCUUCUUGUCGGAUAUGCGGAGGCAAAGUCGCAGUUGGGGAUCUAAUUUGGGAUGGUUUAGCUGGUAA